CCAAUUUGUCAGUUGACAUAAAUUUGCUUGUAAGUAGAGAUUGUCAAUUCAUAGACAAUUCAACACACACAAUUCCAUUAUUAUUUUGGAGUGAUGAUACCCUCCAUAUCACAAUUCACAACAAUGAGAUUCGUACUUUUGAACAACAAAUCGUCACAUACUUCUAACCAUCAAGGAAGGUAAAUUACUCAAGCGGUUUGGCCAUCUUCAAACUUUUACCAUAUGUUUUACUAAACCGCCCUACUUUAAUACUCACAUCACUCCCACCAUAUAUAUACAGUGAAGAAAAAAGUUGGAAUUUGUUAAAGACAAGAGUUGAGGGGGAAAAAAGAGGAACAAGAUUAGGAAGGAAAGUUAUUUAUAAGUGUUGGAUGUGGAGAGAGAAAGAGUUUGGACUCAAAACCCCAAAAACAACCAGCAGAGGAGGAAGAGGAGGAGGAUUCCUCAACUCCCCAAGUCCCAACAAACCCACACUUCUGAACUCCUACCACAACAACAACAAGAAUCCUUCCCUUACACUCAGAGAAGGCAGAGAGGUUUUGGGUUUCUGUGUUUCACAUACACAACAAGAGACAAAGCUGGUUAGGGUUUUUAUUAUUACAGAUUGAGUGGAGCAAGCAAGCAAGCCAGCCAAAUACUAUAUUAUAGCUAGCUAAGAGGAUGAGCAAGUGGCAGCUGGGUUUCUCCCUCAACCCACACCUCCAAAUCCAAGACUAUCAUCAUCAUCAUCAUCAUCAUGAUGGAGGCUAUGGUGGUGAUGAUGAUGGUCACCACCAUCAGGAACUCCCACUUUCUGCCGCUUUCUCUUCUUCAUCGCCGUCUUCUUCUUCUUCCUCUGCGGAUCACAUGACCAUGAUGCACCACCAUCACAUUCUGCCGCCUCUCCACUCCUCCGCCGCCGCCGAUCUUCCUCCCUUUUCCGGAGGAGGAGGAGAAGGGAUGGCCAGAAAUCCUGAUCAGGAAGCAGAAGGCGAGAGUCCUAAACUCGAAGAUUUCUUUAGCACCACCGCUACAGGGAACACCACCGUCAACAACAUUCCACCGUCACAAUCCCUCAUCCACGCUGGUGGCAACAGCCAAAUCAUCUACCCGGCCACCGCUAAUUACCAUUUCGAUGCCAGCGGCGGAGGCGGCGGUUCUUCGCCACCGUCAACUUCGCUGGCCGGGCUCAAGGCAUGGCUGAGACAGCAGCAGCAGCAGAUUAGCGACGAUCUUCAGCAGCAUAAUAAUCAGACUUUGUCUCUGACGAUGAGCCCAAUGAUUAGCUCCCAGAUUAGUAACAUUAAUUACGGUAUUAAUGGUAAUGUGAAUGGGCUAAUGAUGGCGGCUGGUCAGCAGCAACAAAACAACAACAAUCUUAUCCUUCACGGGAAGGGUAAUAGCAACGGUGACGGUAAAAGUGGUAAGAGGGGUGGAGGUGGGAAGUCUGUUGAUACUUUUGGGCAAAGGACUUCUCAGUUCCGAGGUGUCACCAGGCAUAGAUGGACUGGGAGAUAUGAGGCACAUUUGUGGGACAACAGUUGCAGGAAGGAAGGUCAAACUAGGAAAGGAAGGCAAGUUUAUCUUGGUGGUUAUGACAAGGAAGAGAAGGCAGCAAGAGCCUAUGACUUGGCUGCCUUAAAGUAUUGGGGUCCUACUACUCACAUUAAUUUCCCAUUGAGCAUUUAUGAGAAGGAGCUCGAGGAGAUGAAGCACAUGACUAGGCAAGAAUUUGUUGCUAAUUUGAGAAGGAAAAGCAGUGGUUUCUCAAGAGGAGCGUCAAUGUACAGAGGAGUGACAAGGCACCAUCAACAUGGCCGGUGGCAAGCUAGAAUCGGAAGGGUUGCUGGGAACAAAGACUUGUACCUCGGCACAUUUAGCACCCAAGAGGAAGCGGCCGAGGCAUACGACAUAGCUGCAAUCAAAUUCAGAGGGACGAGCGCUGUCACUAAUUUCGACAUAAGUAGGUACGACGUGAAGAGAAUCUGCUCUAGCUCUACAUUGAUCGCCGGCGAUCUUGCCAAACGGGCUUCUCCUCCUCCUCUUCCCACCACCGGUCCACCGUUCAUGGCAUUGGAGGACUACAACUCGAGGAGCUCGUCAGAGGAGUUGCACUCCGCCGAUAUGGCCGCAUGGAAUCAUCACAACGGAUCGAGUAGUACUACAUCAUCUGGCCAUCCUUGUCAGCAAAGUGAUGUGGCAGCCGCCGCUGCUGAGCUGGCGGCUAAUGGCGCGAGGUGCUUAGACUUGGUUGAUCAUGAUCAUCAGAACCGUAUUCACCAUCAAGCUCCAAUGUUCACUUUGUGGAAUCAGCAAUGAACGGUAGAGGUUUAUAAGAACCUUUAGGUCGUCAAAUGGUAGUUAGGGCAAAGGAGGAUACGAGGAUGAUAGUGACAGCAAGUUGAUGAUCACAAUCUUUAGGUUGGAAUGUUUUAGCUAAGCUCUAUGAAUGAUGAUAUAGUGUUUUUAUUUUUAAGAUUAUAUUAUCGAUGCUUAGGGCUUCAUUUUGGUACUGAAUCAUUGAUGCUUUUUGAAGGCCGUUUAUAUAUAUAUAUUGUUGUUAUAUAUAGUAUGAGGGAAUUGAAUAUGAUAUGUAUUUUUGCUAGUGGUUUACAGAGAUUCUUGGCCUUUUUCUAUCUGUCGUGUGGAAUUGUUUUCAGAAAAUAAUACAGGGAGAAGACAAGACAAAACAAUGAACCAACCAUAUUGCAUGCAGCCCCUUUACAUCUCGUUCAGAAUGGUGAGUGACCACCUUUGCAUGGGCUACACGACACUAUUUUAUUUUAUUUUGCUUUUUCAAAUUUAACAUGUCACUGAAUUUGCCACUCUACUUGACUGUGGUUUGAGUUUGCAAUCCCAGUUCGAUUCGAACAGGAUAUCAUUAUAAGAAAGAAUUCUUUGGUAGUUACUCGCAUGGUUGCAAGAUCAAAUUGUCUCUCUUUCACGAACUUAUCGAGUAUUCACGAGAAUAAAAUAGAUACAUACGCAUAUCUUGUUCGCUCUUCAAGCACGAGAGUUCGACGAGUUUGCAACACAUUAUACACCAUCACAUUGCGGGGGCGUGUUCUUCAAGAUUGGCGUAUUUUGGUCAAGAUUGAUGUUGUUCUUCACACCAUCAUCUUGCGGGGGCGUGUUAGAGAUAGAUUAGGAAUAAUCUUAUAUUUCCUUGUCCUUAUAGUCUAGUUCUUAGUAUUACCGUGUCCUUUUAGUAUUGUGGUUCUCUUACUUAUUGUCCAAGUCUUGUAAUCUAUAUAAACCCCUUUAUGGUUUCAUAAUAAUACACACUACUAUUCCUAAAACUCCUAUAGAACUUACAUUCCGUCAUUCCUCACAUAUACAUACGCAUAUGUUGUCCGAUACAGUAUCACAUUUUGGCUGUCGGACUGAAAGGAAAGUUGAUUAAUAUUCACAAAGGGAGCCCUAGUAGUAUUAUGACUCCUGCUCUAGGCUAGAAUAGAUCAUAUAGGUAACUGUGAAAGGGAAUACGUCAGGUAAUGUAAAAGUCAAAACAGCCAUGGUCAAACCCAUUUGACUACUCUGUUAGAUAAAGAGACUAUUCAAUUGAAUAAGGAUGUUGUUUGUUUGUCUGGUAAAAAAUGGAGCAAGCAGUGCAGGCUGCCUUAAAUAUCGUGCCAUUGCUUGCCCUUUUAUUUCUUUGUUUUAGUUACAGUUAAUACUGCCUGCCUCUAUCUAUUAUUAUCUCUCUCUGAUGGGCUGAUGGCAAUGCACAGUCAUUCUUGUCUUAUAGCAAAUAAUUUAAGGCAAAAUCU
Linum trigynum is the source of this 3749-nucleotide messenger RNA. NCBI's taxonomy places the organism in Eukaryota, Viridiplantae, Streptophyta, Magnoliopsida, Malpighiales, Linaceae. The record is from the annotation of a GenBank genome assembly.